CCCUGCAAUGGGCUGUUAUUGCUACAGCUAACCAAGCAGCUCAUGCUUCUCUGAUGACUUACAGAUAGGCUCGCUGAGGCCCACAGAAGAUACCCCCAGAUUCUUUGGAUUUCUUUUCCAGUUGACAGAGUCAUCUGCACUUUCCCUCAGGAUGACAAACAGUUCAUUCUUCUGUCCAGUUUAUAGGGACCUGGAACCACUCACAUAUUUUUUUUAUUUAGUUUUCCUUGUUGGAAUUAUUGGAAGUUGUUUUGCAACCUGGGCUUUUACACAGAAAAACACGAAUCAUAGGUGUGUGAGCAUAUACUUAAUCAAUUUGCUUACAGCUGAUUUCCUGCUCACUCUGGCUUUACCAGUGAAAAUUGCUGUUGACUUGGGUGUGGCACCCUGGAAGCUGAGGAUAUUCCACUGCCAAGUAACGGCCUGCCUCAUCUACAUCAAUAUGUACUUAUCAAUUAUCUUCCUAGCAUUUGUCAGCGUGGAUCGCUGUCUCCAGUUGACACACAGCUGCAAGAUCUAUCGAAUACAAGAACCUGGAUUUGCCAAAAUGAUAUCAACUGUGGUAUGGCUAAUGGUCCUGCUUAUAAUGGUGCCAAACAUGAUAAUUCCCAUCAAAGACGUCGAGGAAAAGUCAAAUGUGGGUUGUAUGGAAUUUAAAAAGGAAUUUGGAAAAAACUGGCAUUUACUGACAAAUUUCAUAUGCGUAGCAAUAUUUUUAAAUUUCUCAGCCAUUAUUCUAAUAUCUAAUUGCCUUGUAAUUAGAAAACUCUACAGAAACAAAGAUAAUGAAAACUAUCCAAAUGUGAAAAAGGCUCUCAUCAACAUACUUUUAGUGACUUCAGGCUACGUCAUAUGCUUUGUUCCUUACCACAUCGUCCGAAUCCCAUACACCCUCAGCCAGACAGAAGUCAUAUCUGACUGCUCAACCAGGAUUUCCCUCUUCAAAGCCAAAGAGGCCACGAUGCUCCUGGCUGUGUCGAACCUGUGCUUUGAUCCUAUCCUGUACUACCAUCUCUCAAAAGCAUUCCGCUUAAAAGUCACUGAGACUUUUGCCUCAUCUAAAGAGAUCAAGGCCCAGAAAGAAAAACCAAGAUGUGAAAAUGAUGCAUAAAAUAUGGGAUUUUUCAUGCUAUCACUUUUUGCCUUACUGGAUUGUAAAGCUACUUACAGUUUUAAAAGAGAAAAAAAGAAUCUCAGUAAGAAAAAAUACAGAAAGCUAGCAAACAUGGACUGGUUUACUUAGAAAUCCUAUUUCUAAAUGCAAGCCACACCUAUACUCUCAUGGCUGUUGAUACCCUUUAACCCAAAUAUUUGCACAAAAAACUAAAGUCUUGUUGAACCAAUGUAAAACUUGCAAUGUCCUUGAAAUCCAAAAGAGGUCUAUGACAUAGACCCAGAGGUAUUCAUGACAUAGUCACUUAAAUGCCUGGACCUGACUUCUUGAUAAAAAUAUAUAAAACAGUCUCCAUGUAAGUUGUCAGAAAGCCCUUCAGCAACACAAUUUUAAAGGCCUUUAGACCACUUUAAAAAAAUAAAAGCACUUACAUGAAACAACCUGU
Molecule: messenger RNA, 1559 nt
Organism: Lemur catta (Ring-tailed lemur)
Lineage: Eukaryota; Metazoa; Chordata; Mammalia; Primates; Lemuridae
Gene: GPR171
Product: G protein-coupled receptor 171
Exons: 2
Coding region: 152-1111 (319 amino acids)
Biological process (GO): G protein-coupled receptor signaling pathway
Cellular component (GO): membrane
Molecular function (GO): G protein-coupled purinergic nucleotide receptor activity
Source: RefSeq, a predicted model, not a curated record